UUUCCAGGAGUCUGUACUGAGCCGGACUUCAUCGUAAAACAAACGUCUGCUCGCUAGUUUUUCGUCAACAGAGCCUAGUUGAGUUUUAUUGAGUUUAAAAGCGCAGUGCCUCUGUGCGCAAUGGGGCCAUCUGUGAUUUUUACGCACGGGUAAUUAUGUCCUCGGAUUUACUCCACCACGGUUCGACUGUAGUAAUGAUCGAGAUCUCUCUCUCUCUCUCUCUACACACACACACACACACACACACACAAAAAGAGGACGAUUUUAGAGUUGGUCGUGCGUUUGUUUUAUCUGUCCUCGUAUUUUUCCCCCGAACUUCCUAAAUCUCCUCGCAUGACUUGUGGAAAUCUGGCCUUGACACGUUUAAAAUGAAAAGUCACCAUCCACCCUGGUGGUUAGAUGGGUUGAAGAGUCUAACAAUGGAUAGUUCGGAUGCUGUUUCGCCUGUGUUUGUUCUUAUCUGGAAAACAACUCAAAGAUGGAAAUGAACACCACCUCCAGCGGGCGAUCUCCGCCCAGCAGGUUUAUGGAGAGAAGAAGGAUAACAUGGUGAUUCCCGUCCCAGAGGCCGAGAGCAACAUCGCCUACUAUGACUCGCUCUACCCCGGAGAUUUCAAGAUGCCAAAGCAGCUCAUUCACAUACAGUCUUUCAGUCUGGACACGGAGCAGCCAGACUAUGAUCUGGACUCGGAGGAUGAGGUGUUUGUGAAUAAGUUGAAGAAGAGGCUGGAGGUGGGGUCCCUGCAGUUCGAGGUGAUGAUAGACAGAUUGGAGAAAGGCAGCGGACAGCAGCUGGUAACUCUACAGGAAGCAAAGCUUUUACUGAAGGAGGAUGAUGAUCUGAUCAGGGAGGUGUUUGAAUACUGGAGCAGGAAGAGGAAACUGUGUAAAAACGGGUCCCUCAUCCCGACCAUCAAACAGGAAAAGAGGGACGGUUCCAGCACUAAUGACCCCUACGUGGCCUUCAGGCGCAGGACCGAGAAGAUGCAGACGAGAAAGAACCGUAAGAACGAUGAAGCAUCGUAUGAGAAGAUGCUCAAACUAAAAAGGGACCUGAGCCGAGCCGUCACCAUCUUAGAGAUGAUCAAGAAACGAGAGAAGAGCAAACGAGAACUGCUCCACCUCACACUGGAGAUCGUCGAGAAGAGGAACACCAUGCCAGACUUCGGCUCAGAAGUGAUGGCAGAAGCACUAGCUAUGGCUAAACCUGUUUAUAAGAUUCCCAUAUUGCCCUUCUCCAACAGCACUCAAUACCGCCACCAGGACCAUAUGGACUUUAAAGAUUACAAGUCCAAGCCUGAGAAGGCAGAGGUGAUCAGAACGAAAAGGAAGUACGAGAAGAAACCCAAAAUCCUGCCUCUCUCCGCCCCCUUGCACAGUGUCCCCUCCCUCUUUAACCCCAAAGACCUCAACCAGUACGACUUCCCCAGCUCUGACGACGAGCCCUUUUCACAGAUGCAUUCAGGGUCGUCAGAGGCGGAGGAAGAGAAUGAGCCUGACGGAGCGUUUGCCUUCAGGAGGAAAGCAGGAUGCCAUUAUCAUGCCGCCCGUUUGGAUCAGAGUGGCAAUUGGCCCUGGUGUGGAGAAACAGAGGGAGGGUCAUGUGACCCGCGGUUCCGGUACUCCCUUACCACCCUUACCACUCCCCGACGCUGUGUCGGGUUGGCAAGGCGACGGGCGGGACGAGGCGGCAGGAUUCUCCUGGACCGAGCAUAUUCGGAUUUGGACGAUUUAUUCCAAAGUCUGGAUUCGGAUCCGGACUUCUCCUUUCCUGCUUCACCUCUCAAUUUGGAAACCACUUCCCAAACGAAUACCUCAACCCACACAUCGUCUUCAUCACAGCCAUCAUCCUCCUCUUCCUCAUAUCUGGCCUAUUCAGACCUGAGACAGAUCCUACGAAACAUCAAAGCGUGCCGCUGGAGGCACUUUAAACCACGGACACUAACUUGCCAAUCAGGGACCAGAGAUAUGCUGUCACAGAUACAGAGGUUUAAAGGGUUGGUCAGGGGCAGCGCGGGGCUUGGCGGCAGUACGCAUGGCAGAUCGGCGGGCAUGGGACCAGUUGCAGUAGCGUUCACAGCUGAACAGUAUCAGCAGCAUCAAGAACAGCUGGCACUUAUGCAGAAACAACAGCUGGAGCAGACACAACAGCAGGCCAAUGACACGGCUGCCACUCAGUCUCUUGGGUCCAAGACAUUAGACUCAGUCAGCGCGCAGUUUGCCGCCUCUGCUCUGAUGACCUCUGACCAGCUUUUGACCCUAAAGAUCAAAGAGGAUAGCGUAGUAGGAAGUGGCGUCAACGGGGUCAUCCAGGCUUCAGGAGUUUACAAGGGAUUGAGUAUCUCUGCCACAUCCUCUGCUUCUGUCCUCACUAGCCAACCAUCUUUAGCCGCUGCCCCACCUGCCUUCCUCUCCUCCACUAGCAACUGUAACACUAGCUCCACCCACACUCUUCACAACCCUAUAGGUAACCACGGUAACAACACAGCCAACUCCACCUCUCAGGUUCUGAUCGGCAACAACCUGCGUCUGAGUGUGACCACACCCUCUAUCGCCAGUCUAAAUGCCCGUCACCUCCCCAGAAGUCUCAGCAACAUGCCGCCCGCUGCCUUGAAGCUUGCCGCCGCUAGCAACUGUCAGCUUCCCAAAGUCAGCACUGGGGAGAAUCACGAACAGGAAAAGCAGUCCCUCAACAGUAUAGCAGAGAACACAGUCGCCAUGGAGGUGACGUAGUGACCAUUGCCUGGGCGACGUUCUUUUUCCGUCAAGUCCAGUCUUCUGGUGCUGUGCACCAUUUAGGUUUGGGGAGUUUUCCAGGGCAACUGUCUGAACUCGACAGCAAAUUUCAUCUCGUCUUUAUUUUCGCCCCUUUUUUUUUUUUUUUUUUUUUUUUUCAUUUUCGCCCCUUUUUUUUUUUUUUAUAAAGUGUUUGUUUAAAACGAAAAAAAAAAGUGAUGUGUAAAACUAUGAAUAUGGCUAAUAUUCGAUGUACAGAAAUUACAUAUUUGUAAAACCCUACCACCACCACCCUUGUAUAUACGCUACUAGAAAACAAAACUGUUGAGUUGUGAUGUUUUGCACUUGGGGAAUCAAAAAAGCAGUAAAUGAGGGGGAAAUGCGGAGUGUGAGCAUGAACCGUGAGGUCAGGUAAAAUUGAGUGUGUGAAUAGUGGUGCAUGGUAAGGAACCUGCUACUCUACCUAUUUAUUGUGCUGUGUUUACAGUUUGUUUCCACCUCCCCCCCCCCCCCCCCCUUUUUUUUUUUUACACUGUGUCCUAAGUUGUUUCCUGUGACGUAAGUGUUUAGGUAGCUGCCAAUUCCCUAUUUUCCCCCUCAGUUUUCAAACUCGACUGGUUUAUGCUUGGUGAAUCAGAUUGAACUUUAAUGGUAUCAUGCAAUUUCUUUGGUUUUGUUUUUUGUUUUCCCCUUCUCUUCUGGGAGGGAUGGGACAUCUGGGUUUGGACACCCUUUGGGUUCAGGGUUAGGGGAAGGGCAAAUUGAGGGGGUGGUUAUAGAAAUCUUCCAUUUUUAUUAUCGCAAAUAAUAACGAAAAAACAAACAAGGGAUGAAGUCUUCAUUUGGGAGCUUCCGAUGAUUCCACAUCAACAAAGCACUAUUACUUUUGAUUAUUUUUUUUUUUCCAAGUUUUGAUUAUUGCUGCUUUUUGUAUAAAUUCAGUUCCUUUUUCAUACAAUAGAAAGUUCAGUUUGUCCCCAUUUUUUAUUUCUUUGUACAACAAAGAUCAGAGUUAUUUUUGUACCUUGUUUUGAGUUGCCAGCAUUUAGAUUUUGUUUAAUUUCAGUUCUUGUGGUGAAGCGUUUUUUGCGCUUCGUUAACGGAAGACUUCAUUCUUUGGUUGCUUGUUGCGAAACAUCACACACAACGGCUGGUCAAUGUCCACCACGGCUGCAUCCGUGUCAUCAUUCCAGUUUAAUGGCACAUUCAAGACCAAGGAAGAACGAGGUGGAUGCCUAACAAAUGCCGUCGUCUCUUGAUCUUUAAAUGUUACCCAGCAGACUCUGGACUAAUUCAAGGCCUGAAAACCACAAGUUAAAGGUUGUGCCUUCCUUUGGGAAUGUCCUGCUCUGUCUCUUCCGUGAAGAGGAUGCUCUGGAUCAAGACCGCGGUAUUGCGGUACACACUUGUCCGGAUAUGCCCGGUCCACUGGUUGAACUCAGUCCUCCUCCAGGGGUUUUCUAGUCUGAUCUGGAGGGAGGUGAAUAAUAAAAAAUAUGGAAACCAUAAAAAAAAAAAGAAAAAAAAUAUUAUUGAAUAAGUGAAAAAAGAUGUGACAAUUCAACAUGAAUCAGACAAUAAAUCCCAGGUUUUUAUGUGAA
Molecule: messenger RNA, 4337 nt
Organism: Myxocyprinus asiaticus (Chinese sucker)
Lineage: Eukaryota; Metazoa; Chordata; Actinopteri; Cypriniformes; Catostomidae
Product: enhancer of polycomb homolog 1-like
Exons: 15
Coding region: 433-2733 (766 amino acids)
Biological process (GO): regulation of transcription by RNA polymerase II
Cellular component (GO): piccolo histone acetyltransferase complex
Source: RefSeq, a predicted model, not a curated record